AUGUGUCCGACACGUCUCCACUCAAUCGCUGCCUUUGUCAUUGCUGGUGCCAUUGUCUCCCACACUUUCUCCGAUGCAGCUCGCCAUGCCGACUAUCAUGCAGUCAUGCUCGCCCACGUCAAUUAUGUGCGUGCACUGCACCAUCUGCCGCCGCUUUGUCGGAACAAAAAGCUCCAAGCUGCGGCGAAGCGACACUCGAACGAUAUGGCCAAGCACGACUUUAUGGAUCACAACGGGACAGAUGGGUCCUCCGUCUCCCGACGAAUUACCGAAGCAGGUUACAAGUGGGAGGCAGUGGCUGAAAAUGUUGCAGCGGGGCAGGAGGAUGUCGAGUCGGUCAUGCAGGCGUGGAUGAAGUCGGAAGGACAUCGCAAGAACAUUCUUGACCCGAGCUAUACGAUGUUUGGCACAGCGUGUACGUACAACAAGAGAGCUACAAAGGAGUACUACUGGACACAGGACUUUGGCUCCGGUACUACGGAGGCGUGCGGGAAGGACAGAGUGAGGCACUCGAAAUCCCCAACUCGGAAGCAGAAAAAGCGUAAACACUCGAAUGUCACCGCGAGGAAGCAGAAGAAGCUAAAAGAUCAUCUGAAGACGCUUGUGCCGGAUACGUUUUCUGGCGCGGUUGCGCCUGUAGCCCACGUCAACGCAACUCUCCAUUCGGAUGACGAAGCUGCCCGUUUGAAAGCGGCGAAGCACCGAGCUUCGGGUGCUAUAGCUGCUGUCGAGAUUGGGGAUGAGAAAUCGUCUGAAGACGACGACGAGCAGGAUUCCAAAGCACAAACUUUUUCUAGACUGUUGGGAGUGUUGUAG
Messenger RNA from Peronospora matthiolae, 816 nucleotides. Lineage: Eukaryota; Oomycota; Peronosporomycetes; Peronosporales; Peronosporaceae. The record is from the annotation of a GenBank genome assembly.